CGGAAGUACGUCAGAGCUCCGGCAGACGCGGGACAGACAAGUCACCAGCACAGCAGCCUUCAUGACACUGCCCUCCUCUAGACUUGUGUGCCGCAGGUGAUGACCGGAGCCGUGUGUCGCGACACCACACCGCAGUAGAGCCGUAAUGGAGGAGCAGAAGGAGAACAGGCCGCUCCAUAACGCGGGCUGCGAGGAGGCAGAGCUGGGCAGGACGCUGAAGAACCUGGAGCUUUCAGGGAGGGUGAAAGAGAGAAGCCUAAGUGAUGGUCAGGACGACCCGGGGAUUCAUUCUCCUAAAUCUAGCGCCAGUGACUUCAGCGAUCCAGUCUACAAAGAAAUUGCCUUCACCAAUGGAUGUGUAAAUCGAAUGAGUAAAGAUGAGCUGAAAGCCAAGCUUACAGAACUGAAGCUGGACACCAGAGGAGUGAAGGAUGUCCUGAGCAAACGUCUGAAGAAUUACUACAAGAAGCAGAAACUAAAGGAACCCAGCUGCAACAAAAACUACUACGACUACAUUUGUGUCAUUGACUUUGAGGCCACUUGUGAGGAGGGCAAUGCCCCUGAUUACAUCCACGAGAUCAUCGAGUUCCCCAUCGUCCUGAUCAAUACAAGGACAAUGGAGAUUGAGGAUUCUUUCCAGCAGUAUGUAAAGCCAGAAAUUAAGCUAAAGCUUUCUGAAUUCUGCAUUAAUCUUACUGGAAUAACCCAGGAAGUUGUUGACAAGGCUGACCCAUUUCUUGUGGUUCUCCAAAGUGCAGUGGACUGGAUGAGACAAAAGGAACUGGGUACAAAGUUCAAGUAUGCCAUCCUGACCGAUGGGUCAUGGGACAUGAGCAAGUUCUUAAACAUGCAGUGUCACAUCAGUUGUAUAAAAUACCCACGGUUUGCAAAGAAAUGGAUUAAUAUUCGCAAGUCUUAUGGGAAUUUCUACAAGGUUCCAAGAAAUCAAACCAAGUUGACAAUGAUGCUUGAAAAAUUGGGCAUGUUAUAUGACGGUCGCCUUCACUGUGGCUUAGAUGAUUCCAAGAACAUUGCGCGAAUAGCUAUCCGCAUGCUGCAAGAUGGCUGUGAACUUCGUGUGAAUGAGAAGAUGCAUGCAGGCCAGCUAAUGGCUGUAUCCGGCUCCCUGGCUUUUGAAGGGGCUGCCUUGCCCCAUAAUCCACAGCGCAAAAAGUAGCAUUUUAUUUUUAGAGCACUUUAAAGUAUAUUUUAAUAAAAAUAUGAAGGCCUAUUUAUGCCCACUGUACAUACGUGUCAGUGGUAUGGAAAAUAAACUAUGCCUUUGUGGAUUGUUAAGUUAAUUUCAGUAAUAAAAGUUCCAAUAGUC
This is a messenger RNA of Bufo bufo (common toad), 1327 nucleotides long. RefSeq names its product exoribonuclease 1 (gene ERI1). Gene Ontology annotation, cellular component: nucleolus; cytoplasm. Gene Ontology annotation, biological process: exonucleolytic trimming to generate mature 3'-end of 5.8S rRNA from tricistronic rRNA transcript (SSU-rRNA, 5.8S rRNA, LSU-rRNA). Lineage: Eukaryota; Metazoa; Chordata; Amphibia; Anura; Bufonidae. The record is from RefSeq and is a predicted model, not a curated record. Gene Ontology annotation, molecular function: 3'-5'-RNA exonuclease activity; nucleic acid binding. The coding region runs from base 146 to 1177 and encodes 343 amino acids. The transcript has 7 exons.